AUGCCUAAGGAGAAGACUACCACUACCCGCAAGGGCGGCAAGGAGCGCGUCCAGCGCCGCAAGAAGGACCCCAACGCCCCCAAGCGUGGUCUCUCUGCCUACAUGUUCUUCGCCAACGACAACCGUGACAAGGUUCGCGAGGAGAACCCCGGCAUCUCGUUCGGCCAGGUCGGCAAGAAGCUCGGUGACAAGUGGAAGGCUCUGACCGAGUCCGAGCGCAAGCCCUACGAUGAGAAGGCCGCCACCGACAAGAAGCGCUACGAGGAAGAGAAGGCCAAGUACCAGGCCGGUGGUGACGACGAGGAGGAGGAGUCUUCCUAA
This is a messenger RNA of Penicillium cinerascens, 321 nucleotides long. It is a transcript of the gene nhp6, whose product is annotated as high-mobility group nucleosome-binding protein. The transcript has 4 exons. Lineage: Eukaryota; Fungi; Ascomycota; Eurotiomycetes; Eurotiales; Aspergillaceae. The record is from RefSeq and is a predicted model, not a curated record. Bases 1 to 321 code for a protein of 106 amino acids.